ACGCAAACAAGUCCUUUGAACUUCUGUAAUGAGAGUUCUUCCAACAGAGUCAUGCACCUGAGCGUCAGUGGAUUAGGACGUGUAUAUCCAUCCAGGUCUUGUGCUGGCUGUCGCGCGCGUUCUUUUGCAACUUCGCAUCCGAGGCGCUCUGCUACCAUCCAUGCUAAACAUGCUCAGUCGCUAAAUGAAAGCACGAAUGCGCUAGUCAGCUUCUCAGCUAAAAAUCAUAAUCCUAAUCCUCAUGGACCUUUGAGUAAUCUUACAGUCGCAGUCAAGGAUAAUAUAUGCACAAUGCACCUACCAACGACAUGCUCGUCAGGCAUGCUUCGCCACUUCACUUCACCAUUUGACGCGACGGCGGUGGAGCUUCUGAAGGCGGGCGGCGCGAAUAUUAUUGGGAAGGCUAACUGCGAUGAAUUUGGAAUGGGGUCCCUGAAUGUGAAUGGCAUCCAUGGCCCUGUGGUAAAUCCGUAUCGUUCUCCAAAUGAGAGAUCCAUACCUUGGGCCGAGCGCGAACGAAGAUCGGCGGGUGGAAGCUCGGGUGGAAGUGCUGCAGCUGUUGCAGCUGGUAUGUGUGACGCCGCACUAGGUACAGAUACAGGUGGCUCUGUUCGUCUUCCCGCGUCAUACUGCGGUAUAACGGGCUUGAAACCCUCGUAUGGCCUCAUUAGCAGAUGGGGCGUGGUGUCUUUUGCUGAUAGUCUUGACUGCGUCGGUGUGCUUGGCAAGUCCGUCGACACAGUGAAGACCGUAUUUGGUGAACAUGGCAGCAAUGAGCGAAAUCAGCUGUUAUCAACUCUGGAUUCGGACUUGUCUGACCCUGACCUCUCGUCACUUCGGAUUGGGAUACCACAGGAAUAUUUCCCUUCUGAACUUAACACUACUAUCGUGACUGCAGUUCGCAAGGUUCUAGAGCGACUGUCGUCUCUUGGCGCUCAAUUGAUUCCUGUCUCUCUUCCAUCGACGCCAUAUGCAUUAAGUGCAUACUACGUCAUAGCAAGCGCAGAGGCGUCAAGCAAUUUAGCGCGAUACGACGGGGUUCAAUAUGAUAAAUCCAAACCAGGUAAUGUGUACGCACAUACGCGCUCGGCAGGUUUUGGAGCGGAGGUGCAGAAACGCAUCCUCCUUGGCACCUAUGCACUCACAGCUGAACCGACUUCGACUCUGCUUUUCGCGUGCCCCAAUGCUCAACUAUCCAAUCCCUUGCCAAAUCCCGAUGGUGUGGAUCUUCUUUUGCAUCCUUCUGCGAUUCGUACCGCACCUCGACUAGACUCAGAUGCAGCCUCUGGUCUGGGUCCAUAUCUGCAGGACGUUAUGACUGUUCCCGCUUCUCUGGCCGGCUUACCAGCAGUGAGUAUCCCUGCCGGGUUAGCCGCCGACGGUUGGCCUAUUGGUGUCAGCGUUGUUGGACAGUGGGGUUCUGACGAACUAGUGAUCGAACGGACAUCAUGAUGAAGAUGAAGAUUAUUUCGAUUUCUGGCUAAUAGCUGAUGUAGUUAGUGGGCUUGAUGCUGCGUCGAUGAUCAGGAUUUAGCUUGUCAAUCCAGGCGCGUUUCGAUUAGAACAAACGAAAUUAAGUGCCCGUGGUUAUACACGGCAGCAAGACAGUAAGCUUAGGCUUAAGCAUAGAUAGAAUACAAAAACAAGGAGAGGGUGUAUGCACGUUGCUAUAGUUAGGAUCAUGAGCGGCGAGCAGCAAAGGCGUGGCAUCUAUGAUUGCAUC
Suillus subalutaceus is the source of this 1723-nucleotide messenger RNA. Its product is annotated as amidase signature domain-containing protein. Gene Ontology annotation, molecular function: glutaminyl-tRNA synthase (glutamine-hydrolyzing) activity. Gene Ontology annotation, biological process: glutaminyl-tRNAGln biosynthesis via transamidation; mitochondrial translation. NCBI's taxonomy places the organism in Eukaryota, Fungi, Basidiomycota, Agaricomycetes, Boletales, Suillaceae. The coding region runs from base 52 to 1452 and encodes 466 amino acids. Gene Ontology annotation, cellular component: glutamyl-tRNA(Gln) amidotransferase complex; mitochondrion. The transcript is spliced from 10 exons. The record is from RefSeq and is a predicted model, not a curated record.